Messenger RNA from Neopelma chrysocephalum (saffron-crested tyrant-manakin), 8547 nucleotides. It is a transcript of the gene AKAP13, whose product is annotated as A-kinase anchoring protein 13. Gene Ontology annotation, biological process: adrenergic receptor signaling pathway; positive regulation of canonical NF-kappaB signal transduction; regulation of Rho protein signal transduction. The transcript is spliced from 41 exons. Bases 294 to 8411 code for a protein of 2705 amino acids. Gene Ontology annotation, cellular component: membrane; actin cytoskeleton. Gene Ontology annotation, molecular function: MAP kinase scaffold activity; guanyl-nucleotide exchange factor activity. NCBI's taxonomy places the organism in Eukaryota, Metazoa, Chordata, Aves, Passeriformes, Pipridae. The record is from RefSeq and is a predicted model, not a curated record.
CCUUCCUGCCCGCCUCCCCGGGCGGAGAGCACCGGCCCGGCCGCCUCCUCCGCCCCCUCCCCGUCCCCGUCCCUCUCCCUUCCCACCCGGCCCCGCUGCCAGGGGCGAAGCCGCCCGCCGGGCCCCGCGGCUUUUUUUCUUGGAUUUUAUUAUUGGAAAACUCUCUAAUGACAACAUUGCUUAGGAGCUGAGUGUCGUGACCUGCCCUGCUCCUGCCCACUUGGUGUGGCAACGACCUGAAGGACGUCUUGGAGCCACGUGUACUGCUUCAUGCAGUUAAAUGUUCUGAGGUCAUGAAACUUAAUCCACAGCAAGCCCCGUUAUAUGGUGACUCUGUUAUUACAGUGCAGCUGACUGAGGAAGAUAAAGUUGAAGAUGAUGUAGUUUUUUAUUUGGUCUUCACUGGAUCAACUGUCCAACACUGCACAAGCACGAGAAAGAUUAAUCCUGGGAGUCUGGAGACAAUUUCUCCUGGCCAUGACUGUUGUGAGACAGUGAAGGUGGCACUUUGUGCCUCCAGAGAAGGUCACCCUGUUCUGGUUGUGGCAGAAGAGAGUUUCCAGUUUGUCCAGGAUGAAGCCUACGAUGCCGCCCAGUUUCUGGCCACCUGUGCUGGCAACCAGCAGGCGCUGAACUUCACGCGGUUCUUGGACCGGUCAAGACCCCCUGCUGCAGACGUGGACUUUCUGGAUGAGAAAGUGGCUUUGGCGUUUCGACACCUGAAACUUCCAGCAGAAUGGAACGUGCUGGGAGCAGACCAGUCCCUGACCGAGAACAUCCCUCGGGAGACACUGAUGCAUUUCGCGGUGAGGCUGGGUCUGCUGCGGCUGACGUGGUUUCUGCUCCAGCAGCCGGGAGGAAGAGGAGCUCUGAGCAUCCACAACAACGAAGGGGCAACGCCCGUCAGCUUGGCCUUGGAGAGAGGCUACCAGAAGCUGCACCAGCUUUUGACAGAGGAGGAGGCCAGGGAGCCGGACUCCUGGAGCACCUUGUCUCACACGGUGCACUCGGGGGACUACAGCGUGAAGCACCACCGCGGGCUCGACGUGUACCUGCUGACGGCUGAGGCCAAGGAAGGAGCGGCAUCCAGCUGGGAGAGGGACAUACAGCACCUCCAGAUGCACAUGCAGAGCCACCAGCACAAGAGUUCAAGGCAGCAGACAGAGCCUGUACUGGGGGAUUCUGGAGACAGUUGUGCUAAAGGAGCAGAGCCAGAUCGUCACCUGACCACUACCUCUCAGAGCCUUGAAGAAAUGGCAAGAGAAGAAAGGCAGGAAAAUCCAUCUGAUCUGGGUCACCUGGACUUUAGGCAGCUCUCAGACCAAACCCAACAGGAGGAGAAAUGCAUCAGCAGGAGUUUGGGAACUUUAAAUGAUGCACCCAAUAACUUGGUUAGCCUGGGGGAUGGAAACAGCCCAGAGUCAUUCUAUGAAAGUAAAAACACAGAGAUAUUGUGUAAAAAGGAAGAGGUGGGGCCAACCUCUGCUGAAGGCUCUGGGACUGUAUCAGAUGAGAAGGAAUGCACCGUGAGCUCAUGUGCAAGUGUAAACGGUGCUGUAAAUCUUCCAUCCUCUGGAAAUACAAAUGAGGCAGCUGGAAUGACAUCUGCUGGAGUUGUUCUGGAUCAAGCUGGCUUGGGCAGCACAGAUAUUGCCCAUCAGGAAGUGCAAGGUGCCGAGGAGUGUGCAGCUGGCAGUGCUGCUGCUGUGGUUGCAGCUGCAGGUGAAGCCCCAGCUUCCUCGGAGGGCCUGGAUGUGGUUAUGGGCCAGACUGAAUGCAGGAACUGUGCCGGGGCCGCUGAGAGGGCUGCGGGCCAGCAGCAGGGAGAGGAUGGGAUGGCAGAGGCGGGCGAGAGGACUGCAAACCUGGAAGAGGAAUCUCCAGCUAAGGAGGAGUCAGCCAGUGCUGCUCAGCCCUUACUCAGUGGUUUUAAUGGCACUGAGUGUUCGGAUGGGGAGGAUGCAAACACGGGAGUGGCACCGGCGUGGGAUGGUACAAAUGCAGAUGGUGGCACUGGCGAUGUCUCUGUUGACCUUUGCAAGACUGGCGAUAACAAAGAGACUGGAUCAUGCACUGCUCAGGUAGACGGUGACUUUGUAGAAAGCCAAGGCAAUGCCUGUGUCACAGCAAGUCAGGAUGUCACUGCGAGUGCUGGAGAAGCACUACCAGCAGUGAAUGGAGUGAAGGUUCCUGCAUGUGCAUCCAAACCUGAUCCUGGUUCGGAGAUCCAUGGCAGCGGUAAGAGCGGGGAGCGAGAAAGGCGGGUGGAAGAGGGUUGCACAGAUGGAAAAUCCAGCUUACCCUCACUGGAAGGCAGUGUGGAAACUGAUGGCCCUGAUGCUGGACCUGAAAGCAGUGGUGUUGGUGGAUCUAAUGGAAGCGGUGCAGAAGCUGAGCAUUGCCAGGAGAGCAGUGAGAUCACUGACCAUGGGGCUGAAGCAAUGGAGAGUGAAAAGGAGCCAGUAGGAACUGAUACCAGCAGCCCCAGAGAUGGAGGAAGUGUAAAUUCUGCAGGUCAGGAAGUUGAUGGCUGUUGCCUUUCUGCUGCUCAGACUGGCAUUAAAGAUGAAAUGGGCAACAGCUUCAAACCAAUCACUGCUCAGGAGAGCGAACAUGAGCCUGCAUCGCUCCCUCCAGAGGACAUGAGCACAGGCCUGGCAGAGAAGGAGCCUGCCCAGACUGAAGCAGAGAGAGUGGAAAGUGCCGCAGAGCAGGAGGGGCUGAACAAUGAGGUGCAAUCGCCUGCUCCCCUGCCCAGAGGAGAGGGACCGGCUGUGAGUCAGGAGGGAGAUGCUGCAGUGGCACCUCCUGGGCAGGAGGCAGCUCUGCAAGGUAAUGACCCUGGAUUAGUGCCAUGUGCCAAUGGUGGUGACUGUGCCAAGGAUAAUUUAAUGGGCACACCCUCUGCAAUUCAUAAUGAGGACUCUAAACAAAACCAGGAAGCAGUGGCGGCGGGGGCAGACUCGGCAGAGCUCUCCUGGCAGCACGGCGGGGAGCAUGGCGGGGUAGCUGCCGGCAGGCCCGGGGACCGUGCUGGGGAUGAGGGCUCCCUGGAGCAGGGCCUCUCUCAGGCUGAAGGAGGCAAAGCUGAGCCUGAGUGGGAGGCUCAUGCGAAUGGCAAGGAGCAGGUUUUGUCAGAGGAACUUCCUGCUGCUGUUGUGAAAUCCUCUACCUGCAGUCUCGGGGGGCCUGUGGUGGGCAGCAGCAAUGUGGAUGCUGGGCUGAAAGGGACAGUCCAACCUGAAGAAGCGUGGAAGGCCGGAGCAGUGGCCGCAGGAGAAGGCACCAUGCAUGGACCUGCAUCAGCAGAUGAGUCACUGGGUGCGGAGAGUGACCCCUGUCUGAAUGCAGGGCUGAACCAAGAACAUGAUCCCAGUCAGACCCUACAACGAAUCUCCCUGCACAGCAGCACCUCUGAGUUAAAGGACACCUCAGAAAUGGGAGCCCCGAGUGAUGCCUGUGAGGGUAAGGAAGUACUGAGGCCGGUGACAAUGACCCCUGUUGCAGCAUAUCCGCAGGAGCAGGAGGACACGGAGAGCGUGCUUCCCCGGGCAGCACUCCAGCCCAUCGCAGAGGAGCCCACGUGUGACAGCGACUCCAGCACCGACACCGUUUGUCCGGCUGGCGAGAGUGAUGCUGGUCCUGUUGGGAAAGCAGCUCAAGGGGAGGCCUUGGAUGAGUGCGAUGGAAAGCAAAGCCAAGCUGUACCUGAAUUGCCCUUCUCACCAUGUUCCUGCCAUUUACCUGCUGUUGAGUCACUGGAAAAUGUUGGAGUAAAGAGUUUGGUAUCGGCAGACGAUGGCUCCUCUCUGGAUAAAGUUCCUAAAAUGGUAAAAAGUUUCGAUGCAGUGGUUUUUGCAGCAGAGAUACCUUGUUCCUCUGAAUUACCAGCCCCAGAAAAAGGGGUGCUCGAGCCCCAGGCUGCAGUGGAUGUUGGAGUCAGCCUUAAUGGAGAAAUGGAUUUAAGUUCCUCAACAAAGAAGAAGAAUGUCAGUCUGGCAGUGCAAGGAGCUGAGCCUGUUACAGGGAAGCUGGAAAUGAAAACUGAGGACGAGGUGGAUUUUCUGAAGGACGGCACCGAGAGCGCAGCCUGCGAGGUAGCGAUAAACCGCGAGAGCUGGUGUUCGCUGGAGCCAUGUCCCGAUCCCUCCCUGCUGGAGCGCAAGCGGACGCGGGAGUCUCCAGAAUGUGAGAACUUCCUGGAGGAUGGGCUGAGUGGUGUCUGUGCCUCGUCACAGGGUGGUCUUAAAAGAGAGUCCGGGAGCGAGUCUGACCUCUUCCCCUUGUCUGGUGAUGGGAUGGAAGACCUUGUCUUUGGAAAGCAGCCUGAAGAGGAGCAGUCUGCAUGUGAUGUCACCAGCUCCAGUUCCUCUGCAGAUGACACUAUGUCCCUGGAGAGGAACUCAUCCCUGGGCAGCGACACAUCCCUUCCCUUCCCACCGACUGUGAACUUUGCCCAGCCCAAGGACAGGCACAGCCUGGAUGGCAGCUGCACCAACAUGGUGGCCUCCGAGGGAGGGGAGAAGGAAGAGGAGCUGGACAGUAUCACAGAUGUGCCCACCCAUUCCUCUGUCUUACGCAACUCCAUGCGGCCACUGUCUCCCUUCCGUCGGCACAGCUGGGGGCCGGGGAAGAAUGCCACCAACGAAGCAGAAAUAAACCAGAGGAGUUCAAUGCGAGUUCUGGGGGAUGGUAUAAAGAAGCCUCCCAUUCAUAGGAGAAGUUUGAGCUGGUGUCCCUCAGGCGUACAGUACCUUGCCAUGGGUCCUGACUUUACUUGUAGAAGUUACAGCCUAGAAGGCCUUGCUGGAGACUCUGCUGAGAACAAGAAGCCCUCUACAAACUUGGAGGCUUCUUCCCUGAGCUCCAAAGACCUCAGGCGGAGUCCACUUGCCAGCAAUCAGUGUGGGUCCCUGGUCCUGCUCACUGAAGAGCAAGGAGAAAUCAGAGACUAUGGUCACCAGGCGCGUCAGACAUCGCAGCCACAAGGAUUUAAUUUCUGUUCUGCUGCUGCUUCAUCUCCACUGACCAAAUCCAUGUCUCUAAUGUCAAUUAGCAAGCCAGUGCUCGACAGUACGCAGUCGUUCGGCGGCUCCACGGGUUCCUCAGUUCAGAGCAUAUCUGAAGAAAGCAGCAGUGUCCCCGCUGGCAAAGGUGUAACGAAAGUCAGUCGCACCUUCAGCUACCUCAGGAAUAAAAUGUCCAGCAGCAAGAAGAGCAAAGAAAAGGAGAAAGAUAAAGAGAAGACUAAAGAGAAGGACAAAGAUUCCAAGGAGAAGGAAAAAGAUAAGAAGCAGUCAAAUGGACAUGCCUUCACUGCAACCUCCGUUGUAGCCCAAGCAACCUGUUACCACUGUAUGAAGCCUUUCAAUAAGGAUUCGUACUACUGUGCAAACUGCAAUGCAAUUGUUCACAAAGGCUGUAAGGAGAGUUUUGCUUCUUGUGCAAAGGUCAAAAUGAAGCCACAGAGAGGGAUGCUGCAGGCACAUGAUACCUCUUCAUUACCCACAGUAACCAUGAGAAACAAAAGCUCGCAGCCCAAGGAGCGCCCUCGCUCUGCAAUCCUUGCUCCUGAGGAAAGCACUGUCGCCUCAAUGUUCAACAACAGGAGAUCAUCACAGCAGCCUACAGCACUUUCUAAAAGUGUCUCCAUACAGAACAUUGCAGGCAGAGUUGGGAACGAUGACAGCUUAAUACACACUUGGAAAUACCUGUCGCAGUCAACAGACUCCUUACAUAAAAUCAGCCGGGUGAACGAAUCCAUGGAGUCACUGGUUGAUGAAGGAGCGGACAUGAAUGAAGGACAGCUCAUGGGAGAACUGGAAUUAGAUUCCAAGCAGCUGGAGGCAGAGUCCUGGAGCCAAGUAGUGGACAGCAAGUUCCUACAGCAGCAAAACAAAGAUGUUGUCAAACGGCAAGAUGUCAUUUAUGAGCUAAUGCAGACAGAAAUGCAUCACGUCCGCACCCUGAAGAUCAUGAACGAUGUGUACAGCGCAGCAAUGAUGAAGGAGCUGCAGUUUGAUCAACAACUCAUUGACAAGAUCUUUCCCUGCCUGGAAAACUUGCUGCAAAUCCACAGUAACUUUUUCCAGCGGAUUCUGGAAAGGAAGAAGGAGUCAUUGGCAGACAAAAGUGAAAAGAACUUUGUUAUCAAGAGGAUAGGUGACAUCCUAGUGAAUCAAUUCUCUGGUGACAGCGCCGAGCGAAUGAAGAAAACCUAUGGAAAAUUCUGCGGGCAUCACAACGAGGCACUCAAUUGCUUCAAAGAGUUGUACUCCAAGGACAAGCGGUUUCAGGCAUUUGUCAAGAAAAAAAUGAGCAGCUCCCUGGUGAGGCGUCUUGGGAUUCCUGAAUGUAUCCUGUUGGUAACGCAGAGAAUCACAAAGUACCCUGUCCUUUUACAAAGGAUACUGCAGUACACCAAAGAAAACGAAGUGGAACAUGAAGACUUGACUCAGUCAUUAAACCUCGUUAAAGACGUGAUUGCUGCAGUCAACAGCAAAGUCAGCAAUUACGAGAAGAAAAUGCGUCUUGGUGAGAUUUACAACCGGACGGACAGCAAGUCCAUCAUGAGGAUGAAGAGUGGCCAGAUGUUUGCAAGAGAGGACUUGAGGCACCGGAAACUCAUCCGAGAUGGGCCUGUUUCACUAAGAAGUGCAGCUGGACGGCUAAAAGAAGUCCAGGCUGUUCUCCUCUCUGACAUGCUCGUGUUCCUUCAGGAGAAGGACCAGAAGUAUGUGUUUGCCUCAUUGGACCAGAAAUCCACUGUGAUCUCUCUGAAGAAGUUGAUAGUGCGGGAAGUGGCUCAUGAAGAGAAGGGUUUGUUCCUGAUCAGCAUGGGCGGAAAAGAUCCCGAAAUGGUGGAAGUCCAUGCCAGCUCCAAAGAAGAACGUAACGGCUGGAUCCAGAUAAUUCAGGACACAAUGAACACCAUGGAUAGAGAUGAAGACGAAGGAGUCCCUUGUGAGUCUGAGUUCGAAAAGAAAUUGUCUGAUGCAAAAGUGAGAGGAUUGAAAGAACAACUUCAGCAGAAGGAUAAGCAGAUCCUGCUCUUGCUGGAGGAGAAGACGAAGAUCUUCCGGGACAUGGCAGACAGUUCUGUGCAGGAGGAGAUGCCAGGCUCCAGGCUGCUCUUCAGAGCCAACACAGAAGAGGCUCCAAAAGGAGAGGCCAUUAUGAAAACAGCAAUAAAUGAAGUCGAACUGCUGCAAGACCUGGUGAACAGGAGCCUGGGCACUGCCCUCGGACAGCAGGUCAGCAGCACUGCCAUGGAACAGGAAGGAGGAGUUGGCCCCGUCUCUCUUCCUAGAAGGGCAGAAACUUUUGGAGGAUUUGACAGUCAUCAGAUGAACGCUUCCAAGGCAAAGCAGAAGGGAGGUGUUUCCUCCUGCAGAGAGGUGGAAGGUCCCAGGACGUGGCGCAGGAGAGAAGGUGGAGCAAAAGAUGAAGGUGAUGAUGCUCAGGACCUUCGAAGAACAGAAUCAGACAGCAUUUUAAAGAAGGGUGGAAAUGCUAAUCUGAUGUUCAUGUUGAAAAGGAAUAACGAGCAGGUCCUCCAAACCAUUACCAGCCUCCAUAAGCUGCUCAGUGCUUUGCAGGGCGUCGUGCUGCAGCAGGACACCUACAUUGAGGACCAGAAGCUGGCUCUGAGUGAGAGGGCUCUGACCCGAAGCUUCUUCCGGCCGACCUCGCUGCUGGAGCAGGAGAAGCAGCGCAGCCUGGAGAAGCAGCGCCAGGAGUUGGCCAACCUGAAGAAGCAGCAGACGCAGCACCAGGAGGAGAGGCGGAGGAGAGAGAAGGAGUGGGAAGUCCGGGAGAAGGAACUGGCAGAGCAGGAGGCCCAACUGGCCCAGCGCGAGGAGCAGGUCCAGAGAAGGUGGCAGGAGCUGGAGCGGGAGCGAGAGGAGCUGCAGAUGAAGAAGGCUGCCUACCAGCUCGACCUGGAGAGGCUUCGCACGGCGCAGAAGCAGCUGGAGAGGGAGAAGGUGCAGCUCAAGCAGGAUAUGGAGCGAUUAUCUCAAAUGCGGCAGGAGCCUGACCACAACCAGGUUUCAAAUCUACAUGAGAAACUUGCAAGAGUCUCCUCCCAGUCCAGCAUCGAUGAAUCCUCCAAGCAGAAGAGCCCUUCCCUUCCUAAACAAGGGCACUUUGAUGCAGAACUGUCUGUCUCCCCCAAAAGGAACAGUCUUUCAAGGACACACAAAGAGAAAAGCACUUUCCAUUUGCUUAGCACAACAAACCAGACUAACAAGGCAGCUGAGGAACAGACUCAGAUGCCUACUCGCCUCUUCAGUUUAGCCAAACCAAAGGAGAAGAAGGAAAAGAAGAAAAAGAGCAGGGGACAUCGCUCCCAGCAGUCUGAUUCUCACUCGUCAGAAGCACCUCCAGAGGGUGAGGAGAUCUUCUGCUGAGCACAGACUGUUCCUGUGGCCACUCGUGGCAUUGGCACCGUGGACAUCUCCCUGCCUGUUACGCAGCACGUGGCUGGUGCCUGCGCUGGACAAGCAUCUGGAGGUUUUAAAUAAAACGUGUUAUGAAGUCUGUUAA